Molecule: messenger RNA, 1524 nt
Organism: Salpingoeca rosetta
Lineage: Eukaryota; Choanoflagellata; Craspedida; Salpingoecidae
Exons: 2
Coding region: 212-1321 (369 amino acids)
Biological process (GO): nucleoside metabolic process
Molecular function (GO): catalytic activity
Source: RefSeq, a predicted model, not a curated record
CCUGCACCCUGUUGUCGCUUAUCUCACGUGAUUGUCUGUGCCUUGUUCAGUUCUUUUGUUCCCUGGUUUACUUCGCAUCAGUACACAGAACAAGCCACCGACACACCUCGACCACAGUCCCGUCACAAGCUCCCAACCACCUUUGCACAGUAACAUAACAGCACGUCGCAUCGCACGUUUCUGCUUACUUUCGCUCACCACAACCCGUCCCAUGUUCAUGUCCACGGCCCACAGAGCCAAGCGCACCAAGAAGAAGGCCAAAGCGAAGAAGAGCAAGAAGCAGGAGGAGAAGAAGAAGAAGAAUGGCAAGCAAAACGAGGCCGCUGGCAAGAAGAUUGUCAUCGUGUGCGCCAAGCCUUAUGAGUUUGAGGCCAUGAACAAGGCCCUAAACGACAAGGGCGAACUCUUCAUUCGGGACGAGGCCUCUAUUGGCAAGCGUUUCAACGUUGGGUACCGCAAGGACAAGAAAACGGAUCGCUUCUUCCGCUACGAGUUCCACAUGACCAAGAAACAUGUCGAGCACACCAUCACCGUCACGCGGUUCAUCGGCAACGUACAAGGUCCUGUCGAGUGCGGCAUCCACGUGUCGCAGGUCAUCGCUGCACUUGAGCCGGACUACAUCGGCAUGAUUGGCGUGUGUGGCGGGCACCGUCUUGGCGAGGUGGUCAUGGCGGCAAAAGCGGUUGAUGCGCGCGCUGGGCGGAUGGUGUCCACUGGCAGCGGUGGUGAGAAGAUUGACAGGUCUGCGUACGACAAGGAGGAGUUUCGCAUGUGCACCAAGGACUACUACUUCCAGUCAGCCAAGGAUAACACGUCGUACCAGAAUGCCUGCACGGAUGUCGCAGACCACCAGGUCGUCUCAUUCAAGAUGCCGGGAAUGCUGACGGUGCACAAGGAUGGCGUGCUGUACACGUACCCGCAGGUCCGCGAGGACUGCACGGCGCUGGUGGGAGAGAAGGAUGGUCUGGAUAUGGAGGCGUUUGCCUUCUUCAAGGCCGUGCGGAUGGCGCAGGGCGACAGCGACACCAGGGAUGCCAUGUCCAAGGUCAAGGCGCUUCCCGUCAUCAAAGCUGUGAGCGACGCGAGUCAGCUGAAGGAUGAGAAGACGGGCAACAAAGCCUUUGACAAACGCAGAAAGGCCAACAAGAAGCACAAUUCAAAGGUGAUGGAUAGUGCCCGCGUGGAUGCACCAACAGCAGCAGCAGCAACAGACGCCAGAGAAACGCACAAGGACCAGCGCAAUGUGUUCCGGCCCAUUGCAGCCCGCAAGGCUGCCGAUGUCAUGGCAGCGUACCUUGAGACGGCACACUUCCUCGACUAAUGUGCAUGCAUCUCCACUGCCACUUGUGUCAUCAUGCUGUCUUAUUGUCUUCCUCUCUUGUUGUCAUGCUUUCCACUGCACUGCAAUGCUUGCGUGAGUCUUUGCGUGCGUGUUUCGGUUUGAGCGUUUGUUUACUUGUUGUUGUGCAUGAACAAGAUGUGUGACAUUGUGAUACAAAGCAAUACAUCAAAUCAACAAAGCUA